Arachis stenosperma is the source of this 1311-nucleotide messenger RNA. RefSeq lists its product as uncharacterized. The transcript is spliced from 4 exons. The record is from RefSeq and is a predicted model, not a curated record. Bases 1 to 1311 code for a protein of 436 amino acids. NCBI's taxonomy places the organism in Eukaryota, Viridiplantae, Streptophyta, Magnoliopsida, Fabales, Fabaceae.
AUGGAUGCUCAGCAGUUUGCGGCAUUUUUCUGUCAAGUUGCACAGAUCCAGAGUCAUCUCAAUAAGACAAAUCCGAAUCAAGAUCUUUCAAGUCUUUUCUACAUUUUGCUGUCUGAAAAUCCAGGUAUACCUAUUACCAAUGUCACACUCACUGGUUCAAAUUAUAGUGCAUGGAGCAAAGCUAUUAUGAACGCACUUUAUUCGAAGAAUAAAUUCAAAUUUGUUGAUGGCACUAUUCCUAAGCCUGAGAAAAUAGAUCCAAAUUUUAUGGCGUGGCAUCGGUACUACUACCAAGGAGAUAUGUUUAGAGUAGCUGAGUUAACUGAGGAGAUUUAUGCGCUCAAACAGGGAGACAUGUCCGUUACCACCUAUUUUACUAGGCUUAAGAACCUUUGGGAAGAGGUUGAUGAAUUUAGAUCGAUUCUUGGAUGUGACUGCGUUAAGUGUGAGUGUGAUUUAGGCGUAGUAAGGCAGCAAAGGGAAGAAGAUAGAGUCACAAAGUUUCUUCGAGGUCUUGGAGAACAGUAUUCAACUGUUAAGUCUCAAGUGAUGCUAAUGGAUGAAUUGCCUAGUUUUAACAAAAUUCUGUCCAUUAUUACUCAGCAGGAGAGGCAACUCUUCAGUUUUGAUAAUGCUUUAGAUACAAAAAUUUUGAGUGGACACAUGGUGGAUAAUUGCUACAAGAAGCAUGGUUAUCCACCAAACUUCAAGCCUCAGUUUGAUAAGAAAAAUCUUGUUCUUAAUUGUAUGACAGCAGCUGAUGCUUCUGAAGAUGAUAAUGACAAUAUCAGCAUUCAUCAACUGGUAAGGAGUGAACCGACCAUUAAUGAAUUUACUCUAGACCAAAGAGAAGCGCUUCUAGCAUUGCUCAGCAGACAAGAUCAAUCUCAUUCUCAUAACAUUAGCCAGAUUUCAACCAAAAAUGAUCUUUCACCUCAUAAAGCUAGAAUGCUGCAUAUUUUGCAUUUUGAAUCUCAUGUCAUGGCUCUAAAUAUUUCAACUCAGAAACACAAGCCUUGGGUUAUAGACACUGGUGCUACGGACCAUGUGUCAUAUUCUUUGGCAGAUUUUCAAAAUUAUUUCAAGAUAGAUCCUAUUGUUGUUAGAUUACCCAAUGGUGCUCUCACAACAAGCUGCAUUAUGGGAACCAUUGUGUUUUCUAAUGAUCUUUACCUUACAAAUGAUCUGCACACUUUGAGGGUGAUUCGUGUAGCUAGUAAUGUUGAUGGUCUCUACAUUCUGCACAAGGAAAUCAAGACUCUCCCUCAUAUCAUAGCAGUUUCUCGCAACCACAUUUCAGGCUCUUUAUGA